Molecule: messenger RNA, 6574 nt
Organism: Chlorocebus sabaeus (green monkey)
Lineage: Eukaryota; Metazoa; Chordata; Mammalia; Primates; Cercopithecidae
Source: RefSeq, a predicted model, not a curated record
GCUGGUCUGUUGAUCCGCUCGCCUCAGUCUCCCAAAGUGCUGGGAUAACAGGCGUAAGCCACCGCGCCCAGCCCUACUUACAACUUUUUUAAAAACUGCCAAGCCAAUUUCCAGAAUGGCAGCACCACUUUGCCUUACCACUGGCGAUGUCCCAAGCUGCUCCGCGGCCUCAGUGAUACUUGGCACUUGUUAGUAGUUUUUACCUGAGCCACCUGGCAAGUGUGCAGUGGCACCCACCGCGAUGCUGGCCAGCCCUUCCUUGACAGCCAUCCCUUUUCGAGCCUAUUGCCAUCCGUGCCCUCUUCGGUCAAAUGUCUGUUGCGGCUCUUGCCAAUUUUCUAACUGGAAUGUUUGUUUUCUUACGGUGGAGUUUAGAGAUUUUUAUAUAUUAUCGGCCUGGGGGCUCCUCCUCCACCCACACAACCCUGAACGUCCGCUCUGGCACCAGGCAGCUGCUGCCCAUCUGGCUCCCCGCCCUCUGUUCCGCGCGCCCCUCCAGCUGGGGGGUCUCCUCGCCUCGGCUCUCUGCACCCCUGCUCAGAAGGGUCAAAGAACCCUCCCCCGGCCGUUUGUUUAUCCCAGAGAGGGACGGUUUUAUCUUUUCGGGUCGUAAACACAGAACUGAGGGAGAAACUGGCUGAACAAGAGGAAAAUGAGGAAGGAGUCCAUGAAGGGGCUUUGGGGAACCUGUAUUGACGUCCUCGGGCUCCGGGGAGGCCCCUGGAAAUCAGGCAGAAUGAGGGCGCUGGGACCCCCCCGCCCCCGAGGGGAGCGAGAGGUCGCGCGUCUUGCAGCGGUUCCCGGCGGCCAUCGCUGCGCACACAUCCCGAGGAGGGAACCCAAGAGCGCGGCGGGGUGGACUCGCAAGCUGGACGUGGAAGCGACCCCGGGGCCUGGAGUGCACGGAGGCGGAGGGGAGCGUGGGAACGGCGCCGUCAGCUCCCGAAGCCCGGCCGUGGGCGCGCGGGCGAAGGCCUGGCCCCCGUCGGGAAGGAGGCUCCGAGGCGCCGGCUUCUGCGCCCUACGCGGCGCCGCUCCCAGCGCCCGGGCACUCUGCAGGCGCGGGCGGGAUCCGGGCCAGCGUGAACGCGAAAGCCACGCGCGGGCGCAGCCCACGAGGGGAGGAGCGGGGCGGGGAAAGGCCUCCUCUUGCAUCUCGGCCCCGCCCCCACUUGGCCACCGAGGCGUGCAGUCUUCCCGAGGCCCAGAGCGUCCCGGAAGUGCGCGCUGGCUGGGCGGAGUGGGGCGGGGCUGGGCACUUCCGUCCGGCGCGCGGCGGCCUCCUCCCGCUCGGAAGGUCCCAGGUGUGACACCUUCAGCAGGUCUCAGGGAAGAUGGCAGCCCUAGGGGACGUUCAGAAGUCCCCUUCUGUCCCGUCCCCUGUCAGUCUCUCAUCACCGGGGACACCUGGAGCCCAGCACCACGAGCCUCAGCUUCACCUCCAUGGGCAUCAACAUGGUACUCACCCAGCCCGCUGUGCACCCUCCACCCAGCAUCCCCUGCCCUUACGUCCCCUGCCCCAUCUCCUCCUGACCUGCCACCCUGGCUGACUGAAGCACCUCCAGACACCUGUAUGCAGCUCCUUCAGCAGCUGGGGUUCCCGCACCCUCAGGCCAGGGGCUGGGCACGGGUUGGGUUGGGAGAGCAGUGGCUGAAGCUGGGGCCAAGCCUGAGCUCUGGCUCCCUAGGGAUGGUUCCCCGCAUUGUUUCUUUCCUGAGUUGCGGUAUAGGAGGGAAAGUGGCCUCAAAAUCUGUGUCCGCCGUGACCAGGAGCAAGGCAUGGCCCCUCUGAGUGUUGUCAUUCAGGAAGUGCAGCAGCCAGAGUCCUUGCCAAGCUGGUUUGGGUGUGGUUCCCCAGACCCGCAGGGACAGAGGGCCGGCGUCACUCCACCCCUGAUGGUAUGGCCUCAUGGUCACAUGGCAAGCCCUGGGAGUUGAGGUGUGGGGGAGUCCCAGCCCCGUGGUGCCCCAGGCUCUGCUCCCUCUCAGAGGUCAGGGAUCCUGAGGCUCCAUCUCUGCUGGGUGUUCCACAGGAGGCCUGGCCUCACGGCCCUCGUGGCCCAAUCCAGCACAUGAGCUGCUGACAGCAGGGGCAAGGCCCCACAUAGAUCAAGCCUGGAGAGCCUGUGUCUGGCCCAGGAAUGGGGCGACCUGGCACAGGGUUCUCCCUCUUGGGGAGUCAGCAUCCUGGUGGCUGAAGGGACCGCUGAGGCUUGUGGAGAGCAGCUGCACUGCAUGGGGCCCUCAGGUGGGCACUCAGAUGAGGACAGAGAGGCCAGGGGCUUCCCCAACGAGCCAGGACCAGGGUGGGUUAGAGGAGCAGGGAGCCAGGCGGCUUGGCAUCCACUCCCCGAGGAGCAGGAGCCUGCAGCCCUGCCAUCUCCACUGCUGUGUCCCAAGCAACUCCCCAGGGACUGUGAGGAGCUGGGAAGGGGCGCCCGUGGGCUGCCUGGGCUGCCUGUCCUGGUGGACCUGGCCAGGGGCUACCUAGAAGGAUCCCGAGCCCCUGCAGCACACACUGUGGCUGGGCCUCCAGCCGAUGCCCCUGAGGGCCAUGCUCCUCACCCCUUAUUGAGUCAAAAUCUCAGGGCCCACCCUUGCCCUCUCAUGUCACCUGUACAAUGGCUGAGGGAAGUCCUCUUGUCCUGUUACCAGUGGGGACACAGAAGCCCAGAGACAAGGCCAGGAGGCCAGCAGACUCAGGGCACGCCCUGGCACUCCCCCCUCCCGCCCCCCGCCCUGGGCCUGGUGAGGUGUGAUUUCUCCAGGGGGAUAGUCUUCUUGGGGAGGGCACAGCCCAGCAGAUCAUCUUAGCACAGGACACAGGCUGAGGGGGCUGCACGCCAGGUUCUGCAGGAUAAGAAGCUGAUGCCCAGGCAGAGGGUGGGCCUGGGGAGCAUGGAGGGGCCUCGGGCCGGGCCCCCUGAGCCUGCAGGGUUGCACUACCCCCAGCCCUGUCUCCACCAGCCAUGGGCAGUCAGGCCCAGAAAACCAGGCAUGAGUCCCCAGCCCCACAGGCCUGGAAGCCUCCUGGGCACUGAAGCCAUGUCCGAGUGCCCUGAAAUCCCCAGAGGUUUUGCCCCAUGGGAGGGAGUGGGGGCUGCACCAGCAGCUUCUGCCCUCUCCCUGCUGUACCAGAAACAGCAUCCAGGGAGGACAGACAAACUCGGCCCUGAGAACGGCAGGUGUGGCUGCUUCCCCCCAGCAAGAGACUGCGGAGGCACAGUGGGGCCUGGGGCCAGGUAGCCAGAGCCAGAUAAGGGGGUGGCCUUCAUCCCCUCCUCAUGCUGAUAGGCCCAGUGUAGAGCGAACGGGGCCAGGCCGCAGCAACGGGCGGCCUCUGUCACAACUUCCAAGCACUGGGUGAAGGCAGGGGCUGCUUCCGGGCAUUUCCAGCUUCCUCUGCUCCUUGGGAAUGCCCUGGGGCCACAGAUUCCUGAGCAGAGGAGGCCUCGGGGUUUCUGGAAAUUGUCCAGGGCUGUCCUGCCAGUUAGGGGCCAAGCCAGGACUCGGAGCUGCAGCCUCCCAACUCCCAGACUGCAGUGGGCCAGACCAAGGUUCCUGGGGCCCACCCCAGGCACACGUCACCUCCGGAGCCUCUGGUGGGUGCCUGGCUGGGCAUGCUGAGCCCUGGGCUGUGAGGUGUCAGGGAGCAGAGGAGAUCCCGAGGAGGAGCUGUUUAUCAGUGGGGAGGGUAGUGAGGGGCAUGGGGAGCGGCCGGGGAAGGUUCUCUGCAGUGGUUCCUGCAGACAUGAAGCUGGGGUCCCACAGCAAAGGGCUUGGGGCCAUGGCCUAGCCCAAGCCUUGUGGAGCAGGGAGACCAGGCAGGUGGGAACAGGACACAGUUCCUCAUUUCCCAGGACCUCUGUGGUCCCCACGGACACACAGAUCAGGGGCUGGGCUGGGCUUGGGGGACUGAGGGUCCCCACACAGCUCCUGAGGGAUUGUGUUGUGCCCCAAGGCCACGCCCACCAGAGCCAGCACCGCCUGCACCGGUUCUGGAAGGUUUGCCCAGGGGUCCUGCAGGUGGAGGGGAAGUCUGUGGGCAGGAGGAAGUGAGGGAGGGGAGGCCCGGGACCCUCGGGGGCUUGCAGUCCUGUGGGGGUUACUGAGUGCCCAGGCUGGUGGGGAGGACCCCAUGGGUAGGGCAACGGCACCCCGCGACAGGCACAGCAUCUUUCCACAUGGAGUGCCUGGCCCUGGCACCUGAGAUCUGGACUCUAGGUGCCCACUGACCACCCCCCAGCGCCUAACUCACCUGGUCCGGGCCCAGGCACACAGCACUUGCUGUGCCAUUUUAUACACAAAGAAAGGCCCCUCCGGCCAGGAAAGCACCCACCUCCCGCCCGUCCCAGCCGCGCACGGCCACCUCCCGCCCGUCCCAGCCACGCACGGCCACCUCGCCUCCACCUGGAAGACCAGCCCCAGCAGGUGGCAGCCCUGGUGUUUCUGCACUUCGGGACACACUGUCCUGUCCCAGCACAGCAGUGGAGGGGCACUGGCUGGGCGAGGGGUCAGGGAAACUGAGGCAGGGGUACUUCUGCACAGAGCCAGUGGGGUGGGGAGCAGGGUCUGGGUGUCCACCCUGCAGAGACCUGGCACAGCCCGGGCACAGCCAGCAGGUGGCAGGUGACUGAGCUUUGCAGAAAUGGCCCGAAUGUGGGCAAGUGUCAGGAGCCAGGGUUAGGCAGUGGAGUGACAGUGACCCAUACUGUGUGCGGCCCACACCUGACCCUAGGCCACCCCAUCCUCCUCUAGAGAAGGUCCUAGGAAGUGCUUUGCUACAUGAAUGGGGCGGGUUCCCAGGGAGCUGGGGCCAUCCUGAGUCCGCUUGUUCCGCAGCAGGGUGGAGACAGUGCACACCACCUGGCAUCAUUUGACUCUGAGGGUGUCUCUGGGCACCCGUACAGCUGGCAGCAGCUUUGGCGUGCUUCCUAUCUUGGUAAUGUCACUGGUCCUCUUAAAGUGACAGCCCGGGGAACAUCCCGCCUGUCAGUGCUGGGGCAUGGCCCCAGGAACAAAGCUGGAAUCGGGGUCACUUUCUUUCUCAAAGUGCUGCCAGGUCCCCUCCAGUGGCAUCCCAGUGCAGGGCAAAGGUGGCAAGGCUGUCUCAAGAGAGGUGAUGCCCUCACCGCCCCCUCCGCCGGAGCACGGCGCUGGAGCCUGCCCUGCAUUUGGCCAUCUGUAGAACAAGCCAGCUGCCCUGGCUGCCAGGGGAUGGUGACAUGGUGGCCACGAGCUGGCGGUGAGGGUCACAGCCCAGAGAGGCCAGUGCCCCCAGGCCUGUCCCCACGUUGGGGAGCGUAUCUGAAAGGCCUAGAGGUGGUUUGGGACCCCCCCACAUCCUGCUUUGGGGCAGCCAAGCAGCUGGACCCUCGGCUCCCGAGGAAGGGACGUCGCACAGCCGCCCCCACCUGCUGAACUUCCCAGCCCUUCAUGUCAGGUCUGCCCUCACUCCUCAGCCUGGGCCCGGAAGGUCUCCCAGGGGCCGACCUGAGGGCGGGUGGGCGUGUCGGGUGAUUGAGUGGCUGGCCAGGCUGGGGAGGUCCGCCCUCCGUGGUGGGCCAAGCUGGUCACCCCACUGCAGCCGGGGCAGGCCUGCCUGAGGCUGGAAAGUCCCAUGAAAGGCUCACAGCCAGGCACUGUGUUACGGACAUGGUGUGGGCAGGAGCCUCUGCCCACCCCAGCCCUGCGUCUUUCUGUGCCCAUCGCUGCAUUGUCAUCGCUGGGGGCACCCAGACUCGGCCUCGUGGGGCAAAGAGACACCCCUGUCCUUGAGUACAGCUCCCAGCCACCCUACCUGCUAUGGGCAGAGGGCAGGUGAGACCCCCAAAGGGGCCUGGUGCCCCUGCCAGUGUGAGGAGAGCUGACUACUGGCCUUGGGCAGCAGAGCCCGCGCCCCUCCCUCUUGCAUCUGCUCCUUGAGUGUUAAGGCCAUCCCCCCACCCUGCCCCCACCAAGUCUUGGGUAGAAGGAGGGGGUCUUGGUCCUGGGUGCCCAAGCCUGGUGUGCCCAGGGGCAAGGGGCUCAUGGAUGGGCCCAGCCCAUUCCUCAGUCUCUGCCUGAGGAAGCAGGGGGCCAGUACACUGAGCCUGCUGGGAACAGCUACUUCUGCUGUUUCUGGGUGCUCAUCAGGGACAGUGGAGAGCCCUGGAGGGACAGAAAGGCCCGGGGCUGAGGGAGGGAGGCUUUGUGAGGUGCCUGUGUGGGAGCCUGCGGGGCCAGCACUUUGAGAGGCCACUCCAGAGCAGCACUGCAGGACAGCGGGGCAGGGAGGAGGGCUGGCCACAGCCAGCCAAGGUGACAAAGCCACCUUCAGCAGCAGGAGGGCCACUUCGAAGCUACCCCAGGUUUGGGCUGUGCUUACUGGGCUGAAGGGGAUGAGCUCCCAAUGCUGGCCCCUGGAGGAGGAGGCUCUUGAACCCAGUGGGAAGGAAGGUAAAGGGCGUUCGUGGCUAGAGAAGCCCGAGCAGCAGGCCUGCUACUGGGAUUGGGAGGGCCAGGAGCACGUGGCAGUCAGAAAGGAGCAGGGGCAGCGGUCCGGAGGGUGGAGGUGAGCCCCAGCCUCCCUGCC